Molecule: messenger RNA, 5514 nt
Organism: Rotaria sordida
Lineage: Eukaryota; Metazoa; Rotifera; Eurotatoria; Philodinida; Philodinidae
Source: the annotation of a GenBank genome assembly
UUUUGGUUUUAACAAGCAUAUACGGUUUCGCACAGAAUUUCAAGCACUAGCUUUUUGUUAAAAAAAGAUAUCUCGAUCAGAUGUACAGUACGAAAGAACUCUUGAAAAUACUAACAGCACAACUAUUCCUGGACCACCCAUUAUUUCGUAAAAGUCGGAGCUCAUUUUGGUUUUGUUUUGUUUUUUUGUUAUAUUUCCAAUACAUAAAGUUGAACUCACACAUAGACAAACAAGAUAUAUGUUAAAAAGUAAUAUCUAAUAAGUUAUUAUUGAAAAUUUAUUGUAUUUAACUGACACAACUCAUUAAAAGGAGUAUCCCAUUGGUAAAUAAGUUCUGCACAUUUGGAUUAGUAGAAUUAUAUUGCUAAUAUAAAACUACAUUUUAAGAAAAGUAAUUAUAUAUUCUGAUAGCGCUCAGAAUUCUCUAUCAUCCUGUGUAUUUAAGUCUUGACUUGCAUUUAUUUGCUGAAAAAUAUUUCGAAUACAGUGAAGACACCGUCACCCUCAGAUCCCCACUAACUUCAUUUUUCGUUCCUUUUUCAUAUGUUUUUCAAAAUUUUUAUCUAUACAGUAAUCCAUCUUUUAAAAAAGUAAUUAUAUAUUCUAAGAGUCCUUAAUAUGUUCUAUCACUCUAUAUAUUCAGGUCUUGGCUUGAACUUAUUUGCCGAGAAAUAUUUCGAACAUUGCCAAUGCGGAUGAUGGUAUCUUCACUGUACUCGAAAUAUUUUUCAGUAAAUAAAUGUAAGUCAAGACUUAAAUACACAGGGUGAUAGAGAAUUCUGAGUGCUAUCAGAAUAUAUAAUUGCUUUUCUUAAAAUGUAGUUUUAUAUUAACAAUAUAAUUCUACUGAUCCAAACGUGCAGAACUUAUUUACCAAUGGGAUAACUUAUUACAAGAGACAUUGCAAAAGCUUUUCUUUUGUCGUCAACCCUUCAGAUAAAAAAAAAUAUUCAAAAGAUUAGUUCUAUCUAAUGUUGUUGUUGAAAAGUAUCAUCGUAAAUGAGGAAUAUACUUAAGCAUUCAAAAUAUACAGUAUCGAUGAAUCGAUUUUUUUUCGAGGAUCAUCGUUUUUGAUGAUGUCCAUAAUGACUUGUUCUAAGAUAUGUAAGAUGUAGGGAGGGAAUUGUUUUUACUGUUGAUGAAUGUCAUUUGUAAAAAGUUGAUAUUUUGGUAGCUUUUUUUUGAAAGCAGAAAAGAGUCAUAUAAGAUGAGGCUUGUAUGACUAAAUAAUAGAUUUAGUCAUUCUGCCAUAUAAUGUUCAGUCAUAAAUAUUCGUUAAUAUUUCAGACUUUUCGUAGAUGCACAUUGUCAUAUGGACAAAAUGGAGAGUUGAGAAAAUCGGUCUGUUAUAUUACUCUUGAAUCUGUUUAGAAGUUUAGGUGCUAGACAUCCGUAUUUCUAAAUCAUAAUGGCAUGAACUUGAUCAAGCCAGAUUUUUUGUGAAAGAAAAUUUGACAUGAUUUGUUUUUGUCUGAACUCACUUGUUUUCCAUGUAAGUUUCGACAAUUCUGAAAUAAGUAUUCUUCAACGCUCGGAUUUGUUGACUACUACUCUAUUAUAUAUUUAUGAUUAUGAUCAAGAAAAAACCUAUGACUUAUGACUAGUGGAGUGCAUGGUAUUCAUUCUUAUGUUUAAUGAAAAAUCAUUUUCAAUUUAACUCUGAAACUGUAUUCAAAAAAAUUUCCUCGGCUACAUUAGCAACUCAAGGGCAAUAUGAAAACAAGAGAGAGGGAGAAUAUAUCUUUAACCCUAGUACUAUCAACCUGGGUCAUUUUUGACCCGUUUUUCAGAUCUUCUUCUCAAAAAUCGAAUUUCGUACCAAGUCAAGUGAAAUAACCUGAUAUUUUCAGGACAGAUUGUGAUUGUAGUGGAGAAACUAUGGUAAAAUUUUCACGUCUACAUCAUGAUGUUUUAGGGAAAUAAUAAUCAAAUAAUGGUCAAAAAUAGCUCGUUCGACAACCCAAAUUUCUCUUUUGUUACUUAUACAAUAUAUUUAAUAUUUUUUUUGUUCGAAAGAGCAUGUCAAGGUGCAAGACAUGACGGAGUCCUUCUUUUAAAUUAAGAAGAGCUUGGUCAUACUCUGUAUCCUGACAUGCUCUUUCGAACAGAAAAAAUAUUAAAUAUAUUGUAUAAGUAACAAAAGGGAAAUUUGGGUUGCCAAAUGAGCUAUUUUUGACCAUUAUUUGAUUAUUAUUUCCCUAAAACAUCAUGAUAUAGACGUGAAAAUUUUACCAUAGCCUCCCCACUACAACCACAAUCUAUCCUGAAAAUAUCAGGUUAUUUCACUUGACUUGGAACGAAAUUCGGUUUUUAGAAGAAGGUCUGAAAAACGGGUCAAAAAUGAUCCAGGCUGGUAGUACUAGGGUUAACAAUGAAAUUUGAUAGUUUGAAGUUAAUCAAAAAAAACAAAUCGAUUAGUAUACUACCUGAGUGUAAUAAAUGUCGUCAUGACAAUGUAAAACACAAGCAUGACUUUUCUCAUAAUAGACUAAAACAAAUUUGUUAAUCCCGAAAAAUUAAAUGUUUUUGAAAAUGUUGUCAUAAGAAUGUGAAAGAUCCACAUACAGAAUAGUGCAUUAUUAGACCCAAAAAAGAAAAUCUCAAGAUAUGAUGAAAGAAUAAAAGACUUGCGAAUUUGAAGUUUGACACAAAAUUCUAAAGGACUAUAUCUGAGCUGUAUCGCAGAGAAUAGUUGCUCUAAAAUUAAAUUGUGACUUUUAGUAGAAUCAAAUGAAAAAAACAUCUGUGGGCGCGCCGUCUAUAAUUAAAAUAUUAUAAAAAUAAUUUUUUUUGUUUUUUCCAUCCUUCGCUUUCAUGAAUAUUUUUAUCUGAAACAUGAGAAAAAAGUAUGUCUAAAUUUAUAAAAAUAUUCAAUUCCAGAACAAUAAGAUAAAAAUAGAACAAAAUGACUCAAUGAUCAUAUGAUUAAUAUUUAACAUAUUCUAGGGUCUCUCGCUAAAAACUAAAAUAUUUUUCUUCUUGCAAAUCAGAUUUUCAUCAAGACAAAAUUGGAAACGAGCCAAAACUUGGAAUGAUGUUGAUUUUGCAAAAAUUCAAAUGAACUUUUCACUUUUUUCUCUCUAUAGUCUCUUUCUCUUUCUCUUCUCUUCUCUCUUAUUUUACCAUUUUAUCAUCUCCUUUCUCUCUAUUUCAGUCCAUCCAUUACGUGGUAGUUCAAUUGACAUUCAUCCAAAUGCUCGAUGGCAACAGAAUGGUAUCACUGUCGCUGGAGGAAAUGGACAAGGAAAUGGAAUCAAUCAACUCUUAAGUCCAUAUGGUUUAUAUGUUGAUGAUGAUCAAACAGUUUAUGUCGCUGAUCCACCGAAUCAUCGUAUUAUGGAAUGGAAAUGGGGUGCAACAAGUGGCCAAGUGGUUGCAGGUGGAAAUGGCGAAGGAAGUGGGACUCAUCAAUUGAAUAACCCAUAUGAUGUGAUUGUCAACAAAGAGACAGAUAGUCUCAUCAUCUGCGAUAGUGCGAAUAAAAGAGUGGUUCGAUGGCCUCGUCGAAAUGGAACAAGUGGAGAAACAAUCAUCUCCAACAGCGAUUGUUGGAGUUUGACAAUGGACGAGAAUGAAUAUCUCUAUGUUGUUAACAGUGAAAAAGAUGAAGUGAGACGAUAUCGAAGAGGAGAAUCUCAAGGAAUAGUGGUUGCAGGUGGUAAUGGAUUUGGAGAUGAUCUCAAUCAACUCUCUUUUCCACAAUACGUAUUCGUCGAUCGAGAUCAUUCAGUAUAUGUGUCUGAAUGGCGCGGUCAUCGUGUGAUGAAAUGGAUGGAAGGUGCAAAACAAGGCAUUGUCGUGGCUGGUGGUCAAGGACAAGGAAAUGAUCUUACACAAUUGUCAUAUCCUCAAGGAGUCGUUGUUGAUCAAUUGGGCACUGUCUAUGUGGCUGAUCGAGGGAGUGGAAGUAUCAAACGUUGGCCCAAAGGAGCCACACAGGGAAGUGUCAUUGUUGGUGGAAACGGUAGUGGAGAACAAUCGAACCAACUCAGUUUGCCCACCGGUUUGUCAUUCGAUCGACAUGGCAAUCUCUAUGUCGUCGAUUUGGGGAAUAAUAGAGUACAAAAAUUCAACAUCGAAUCCAAUAAAUGAAGGACUAGGAAGUCAAAAAUACUUGUUUCUGUACUGUAAACCUCCUAACCACUGUAUACCGGUAAGCGCCACCGAAAUCCUUGAAUUCCUUGAAAAAUUAUAAUAAAAUAUACCCCACUUAUACAAAAUAUCUGGCCAAAGGGUGUGGGUGUAAAUCAAUCAGAAAACAGACCGAUCUAUAUUCCUCUGAUACAAAUCAAUCUGCUAGUCUCAACUCUUGCUUUUCGGCAACCGAUGAUGUCGGAAUUAUUUUCAAAGUUGAAAAUUUUGUGCUUAAUCAAAUAAUAAAUAGAAAUGCAGAGUUUGUUUGCGCCGACGCGUUUCGUGUUUAUUUUAUUUCAAUAACAAAACACUCAUCAGGGCUCUGCAUUACAAUGAAAAGCACAUACGUAAAGACAAAAUAGAAGUAGUAAAAUUGACAAACACAAGUAUAGUGAAAAACUACAUUAAAAUUAUAUUGAAUUACACAUUACAUAGCAAAGUAAAAGAGAGACAAACAGAAAAAUCACUAUUGAAAUGAACAAUUAAAUAAAAAAAGAAUAGCCAAUAUAAUAAACAGUGAAAUAAACAAAAAGCAUUAAUAAACUAAUAAACUAAAAAACUGAGAAAAUGUCAUUCAUUAAUAAACUCAAGUGUCCCGGCUUGGCUCUAAUUCAUUAUCAACCGGAUCCAAAAAUAAGAAUAUACUCAUUCGAGAAUAUUUAAGAGUUAGACAUUUUUAUAAAUUAUUCAAUUGUGAAUGCCAAGAAUGGGCCUAACUUCAUUGAUUGGAGAUUCACCGAAGUAUUUAUUCCAAAGUACAUGGAAUUUAGCUAACCAUAUUUUCAUCGCAGACGCAUAUAUUUUUCUUACAUAUAUAGUAUAUAUUUUUCUUUUACACAUUGCUCUACAAUUUAAUAAUACCAUUAAGAAUAUAGUUUAAUAAUUCAUUAAUAGCAGAUUGAUCAAUAAAUUCAUCCAAUGAUUAAUUGGUAUAAAUAGACUUCAGUUAAUGGAAUUUUUAAUAAAUUUUUGAAAUUUGAAAGAAUAAUUGAUUGAUCAAUAAAUUUCGCUUGAUGAAAUUGGUUAAUAACUACCUCAUAGCCAUAUUUAAUGAAUUAUAGAUAAUAAUUAAUUCAGGUAAUUUAAAUUAAGUGUCAAUUUAUUAGUAAUUGAUAACAAGUAUAAUUUAUAACUUAUAUGAUAAAUUUAAUAAUAUUAAUUAAUAUAAUACUUAUGGUAUAUAAAUUUAAUUUAUAUACUCAAUCUAAUUAAUUAUCUCUAAAAUAAUUAAAAUUUGAACAUAUCAAAUAAUUCGCCGUCAAAUAAAGUAAUAUAUGUGACGUUGAUUAACAAAUAGAUGAGAGAAUUCAUCAAAUCAACUUAAAAAGGGUGUGGAUGUGGGGUAUGGUUAUGUGGGUGUGUGUGGGGUGCGGGUGUGGG